AUGGCGGCCAGUCCGCGAAACUCGCCCUGGCUUUCCCUGCUGCUCCUCUUGGGGCCAUUUUUUAACUUCGGCGCCGCCCCAGCCGCCUCUCUAGUCCCUGGAAUGGGCCCUACGGACUACGCAGAGGGCCAGCGCGUGGCCGUGCAGAUUUCUUCGCUGCAGUCCGUCCAGGGCAUUUUGCCCGUAGACCCUUUUGGCCCCAACCUGCCUUUCUGCCGCCCGCAAACAACAGAAAUUGAAGAAAACAAUUUGGGCCAAAUGCUGAUGGCAGAUCGGGUGCAGAAUUCUUUGUACGAGGUCUACUUUUUAAAGAACUCUUCUUGCAAAACCCUCUGCAAAGAUGUGCCUCUUACUGAAGACAUCAAGCAGCAGCUGCAGCGGCUCGUCAGGGACAAAUACAUGUUCCACGUGCUGGUGGACCAGCUCUACGCGCUGCAGCUGGUCCACCGCACCAAUGGGACCAGUGGUUACACCAUUGGUGUCCCCGUCGGCUUCGAGCGCGAGGGCCGCAUUUUCGUUUAUAACCACUACAGAAUAAUUCUCCACUACCACGCCGACGCGGAGGACGCCAAGCCAGCCAGACUGUUUAAACUGCCGUGGGAUUCCGGGACUCCUCACUACCGAAUAGUUCGUUUGGAAAUAGUUCCGGUGUCUGUACAGCACGAGUUGGACGAGGCGGGGAACUUGCUGUGCGGGCUGCAGGGCGGGGAGCAGCAGCAGCAGCAGCAGCAGCAGCAGCAGCAGCAGGAGGGGGGCAGCGGGGACUCGAGUUCGAUUCCUUUUUCUUCGUUUCCAGCGUUCAGCUUCAAAGCCGACGACGAAGUGGACUCUGCAGACAUCAGCGAGACCGGCCCGGACCCCCUUUACUUGAGUUUUUCUUACGACGUGGUUUUCCGGCCAAGUCCGAUUCAGUGGAGCGAACGCUGGGACAUUUACUUGGCGAACGCGCGGGACCGGCCGCUGAUCCACUGGUUCUCAAUAGUGAAUUCGCUGGUGGUUUUGCUGCUGCUGUCGGCCCUUGUGGCCAUGAUCUUGCUGCGCGUGCUGUACCGGGACAUCAGCCGCUACAACGACCUCCUCGCGGACGAGGAAGACGCCGAGGAAAAGGGCUGGAAACUUCUCCACGGAGAUGUUUUCCGAAAACCUGCACAUUCAACUGUUCUUGCGGCGCUCACGGGGUCCGGAAUGCAGCUGGUCGGAAUGGCUUUUGUUACCGUCAUUUUUGCGGGUUUGGGCGUUUUCUCGCCCGCGUUUCGCGGCAGUUUGCUCCAGACCAUGCUGAUCCUCUGGACCGUCAUGGGGGCGGUCGCUGGGUACACUUCGGCAAGGAUGUACAAGCUCUUCAAGUCCGUGAACUGGAAACUGACCACGAUCCGCACUGCGCUGGUCUUCCCCGGAGUGGUCUUUUCUGUCUUCUUCUUCAUGAAUGUUCUUCUUUGGGCCCAGCAAUCUUCAGCGGCCGUCAGCUUCGCCGGCCUUCUCGCCCUCCUGGCCCUUUGGUUCGGCAUCAGCAUUCCCCUCGUCUUUCUGGGCGCCUACUGCGGCUUCAAACAGCCCGCAAUUUCCAUUCCUGUUCGCAUCAACAAAAUCCCAAGACAAGUCCCGCAGCAGCCCUGGUUCAUGCACCCAGUCUUGUGCUCCUUAGUGGGCGGGGCCCUUCCCUUUGGGGCGAUGCUCACUGAGCUGUUCUUUCUUUUUUCUUGCAUAUGGCAGCAUCGUUUCUACUAUCUCUUUGGCUUUUUGUUUCUGGUUUUGAUAAUUUUGUGUGUCACUUGUGCUGAGAUCUCCAUCACUUUUGUUUACUUCCAGCUGGUGUGCGAAAACUACAACUGGUGGUGGCGCUCGUUCCUGUGCAGCGCCACCAGCGGGGUGUACGUGAUGCUGUACGCCAUUUACUACUUCCACUCGCGCUUGAGUUUGUCCCACACUACUGGCACUUUAGUUUAUUUCGGAUAUUCUUUCAUCAUGGCCUACGCCUGCUUCAUCCUCACAGGCGCUGUUGGGUUCAUGGCUUCGUUUUUCUUCCUUCGGAAGAUAUAUUCUUCAAUUAAAGUUGACUGA
Eimeria tenella is the source of this 2061-nucleotide messenger RNA. Its product is annotated as endomembrane domain70-containing protein, putative. Gene Ontology annotation, cellular component: membrane. The coding region runs from base 1 to 2061 and encodes 686 amino acids. The record is from RefSeq and is a predicted model, not a curated record. Gene Ontology annotation, biological process: protein localization to membrane. Lineage: Eukaryota; Apicomplexa; Conoidasida; Eucoccidiorida; Eimeriidae. The transcript is spliced from 14 exons.